This is a messenger RNA of Staurois parvus, 362 nucleotides long. Lineage: Eukaryota; Metazoa; Chordata; Amphibia; Anura; Ranidae. The record is from the annotation of a GenBank genome assembly.
GGGAGACCGGAUAUAGUGAAUGCAGGGUGCGGGGAGACCGGAUAUAGUGAAUGCAGGGUGCGGGGACCGGAUAUAGUGAAUGCAGGGUGCGGGGAGACCGGAUAUAGUGAAUGCAGGGUGCGGGGAGACCGGAUAUAGUGAAUGCAGGGUGCGGGGAGACCGGAUAUAGUGAAUGCAGGGUCUGGGGAGAUCGAUAUAGUGAAUGCAGGGUCUGGGGAGAUCGAUAUAGUGAAUGCAGGGUCCGGGGAGACCAGAUAUAGUGAAUGCAGGGGUCCGGGGAGACCAGAUAUAGUGAAUGCAGGGUCCGGGGAGACCAGAUAUAGUGAAUGCAGGGUCCGGGGAGACCAGAUAUAGUGAAUGCA